Molecule: messenger RNA, 2301 nt
Organism: Ceratitis capitata (Mediterranean fruit fly)
Lineage: Eukaryota; Metazoa; Arthropoda; Insecta; Diptera; Tephritidae
Gene: Vap33
Product: vesicle-associated membrane protein-associated protein B/C
Exons: 7
Coding region: 477-1253 (258 amino acids)
Biological process (GO): endoplasmic reticulum membrane organization
Cellular component (GO): endoplasmic reticulum membrane; plasma membrane
Molecular function (GO): FFAT motif binding
Source: RefSeq, a predicted model, not a curated record
GCAUGCGUUGCAAAAUUUUUAAUUGCCAAAAAAUUGAUGAGCGAAUCGGAGGUGCAGCAACGAGUAAAAAGCGAAGUAGCAAAUUUGUGAAAAUAAGUGUCUAAAAGUCAAGAAUUUUCUUUUAAAUUUAAAAUACCCUUUCUCGUUAAGUAAAAGGUAUAUUUAAUAUUGACGGGAAAAGAGUACGCGAUUGAAAAACUACGUGGAAACGACGCUGAAUUUUUAAGGCUAGAGGAAGAAGCAGAGCUGUAAAAGCAGAAGAAAAACGCAGUAGCAGCGUUAUUGGCAGGGGCAGAAACGCAAUAAUAGCCUGUGAAGAAUAGAUAAACUAGGCGAAAAUCUAAACACAUACGUUGAACGUGAAGUGUAUAGUGAAGAAAAGAAAUAUAUUUUUAAUUUAAAUAAUUUGACGUUCGAAUAAAAGCUUCAAAACGGCAGCACCUACCACAACCUUAACGCCAAUAACUCCAAUACUAAUGGAGAAGCCGAAGGAAUUGAUCAUCGAGCCAAAAAGCGAACUGCGCUUUGUAGGUCCCUUUACUCGACCGGUUAUAACGGUUAUGAAAAUAACCAAUCCAUCAAAUAAUACUAUGCUUUUCAAGAUCAAAACGACCGCUCCAAAACGGUAUUGUGUACGUCCGAAUUUCGGUUCACUCGUACCCUACUCGGAUGCCCGAAUUGAAAUUUGUUUACAACCAUUUGAGUUUGACCCCAGCGAUAAAAAUAAGCAUAAAUUCAUGGUUCAGAGCCUGGUUGUGACCGACCAAAAUGUUGUAGACUUCAAUGAAUUGUGGAAAUCGGCAUUGCCACAACAAAUGACGGAUGUUAAAUUAAGAUGUGUCUUCGAGAUGCCAACUGUCACAUCAGCUGCUGAUAGCAGUGUAGCUUCAGCUGGCACAAAUGAAAUAAUAGCCAAAGAGACAUUAACAAAAAUUGAAUCGGAAAAUAAAGCAAUACCAUUUCGUGAAGAGAAAGUCUCAAAAGUACUACCAUCGGAGCAACGUGAUGAGUUACUGUCUGAUAUUAGGCGAUUACGCGAAGAAAAUGAGAAGUUGGAAAGAGAAAAACGUCAUCUAACGUUGUAUUCUAAUAUAUUUCAGAAUCAGGUCGAUAAAAUUCGGGAGUCAUAUCCAAAGACGUUGUGCGAUCAGGCCUAUACACCUAUAUUGGGUGAGAAGCAAAUUCCGGUGUUCUAUAUAGCGUUGUCGAUUGUUGCGGCCAUAUUUGGUUUUCUGUUUGGCAAAUAUUUUUGAAUGCAUACAACGCAAACGAAGCGACUUUGAAGUGCGGGCACGUUUAUCAGCGGUAUAACAACAACAACAGCAGCAACAACAUAAAAUGAGAAACAGCAAAAUACACAAACAAACAGAUAAACGAUGUAAACGUAAACUAAAAUAAAACAAAAAUCUUAUAUUAAAAAAAAAAACAAAGAAGCAAAUUCAAUGAGAACAGUAAUUGCAAAAAAAAAAAAACAUAUAACUAAAGAGGAAACGAUCAAAUGAUUAAAGAUAAAUAUAACGAAGAAAAGAGAAGAAAAAAUAAUGAAAAUUAAUACAAAUUGUUGAAAGGUAUUUUUUGAAAACUUAUGAAACCACUUAAAUGGGCAUAAGCAGAGAAAUGUGCGUAAAAAUGAAGGCUUGAAAGCAAAAAAAAAUAAAAAAUAAAAAAAAAACAUUUAAACUAAGAUACACUAUGAUUUGCAAUUAAACAAUACGCGCUAAAUAGCAAUAGAACAUUUAACACAUACAUAUAUACUGAAAUAGCAAGCAAACAUGUAUAAAGCUCGGUGUAAGGUAGACAAACAAACGAACGGUGACUGAAUAUAUACAGUUAAAGGAGGGAAAUUAAUUAGAAGAAAACCAAACAAAACAAAAAAAAAAAUAAUAUAAAAUAAAUCCAAUCAAAUGUGUCUGUUAUUGUGUGAAUGCUUGCAAAAAGUAAUAUUUUUUUGUACAGCUAGCACAUGGCACCGAUUGAACGUUGGCACGGCAUUUAUUCUCAUAACUUUAUAUAUUGUGGCAACAAGUGAAAAGGAAGAGAAAAACAACAAUUUCAAAAAUAAUACAACACUAUAUAAUAUGUAAACAAGGAAUAAUUAAAUUAAAAAUAAAUAAUAAAAAUUCACUAUAAAGCAUUAGGUUUAAUAUGUAAUUGUAUGUUUGUUUAUUUUUAUUUUAUUUUAUUUUUUCAAUCAUGCUCGUACCGUAAUGUAAUAUGUAACUAGCAAUAUCUCUACUCUCGGGAUUAUUACUAUAAUAGAAUAAAGAAAUAUUAACUAAUUUGCCUUUUACGAUAUAAAAA